This is a messenger RNA of Sceloporus undulatus (fence lizard), 3260 nucleotides long. It is a transcript of the gene FOXF1, whose product is annotated as forkhead box F1. The record is from RefSeq and is a predicted model, not a curated record. Gene Ontology annotation, cellular component: nucleus. Gene Ontology annotation, biological process: animal organ morphogenesis; regulation of transcription by RNA polymerase II. The transcript has 2 exons. Bases 134 to 1429 code for a protein of 431 amino acids. Gene Ontology annotation, molecular function: DNA-binding transcription factor activity, RNA polymerase II-specific; RNA polymerase II cis-regulatory region sequence-specific DNA binding. NCBI's taxonomy places the organism in Eukaryota, Metazoa, Chordata, Lepidosauria, Squamata, Phrynosomatidae.
UUUCCUUCUCUUGCCUUCCCUUGUCUUUCCUUUCCCAUUCCUUUCCUUGGCUUUCUUUGCCUUCCCUUUCCUUUCCCUUCCCUUGCCUGCCAGCCCUUUGCCGAAGCCGGGCUCGGAAGUCGGAGAGCCGUCGAUGACGGCGGGUCCCUUGCGGGCCGCCCUUGCCUCCGGGGCCCUUCCUCCUCCUCCUCUCCUUCCUCCGGUGCCUCCUUCUUCUUUCCCGAUGUCAGAGAAGAGCCAGCAGCAGCAGCAGCAGCAGCAUCCGGGGCCCCCUUUGCCCUCGAGUUCGGGGUCUGCCAUGGAGUCGGCUUCCUCGACCACCUCCUCGACGCCCAGCAGCAGCAGCAGCAGCGGAGGCAGCAGCGGAGGCGGCGGCGGCGGCGGCGGCGGAGGCUCGGGCUCCAAAGGCAAGAAGAGCCAGGCGGGGAUCCGGCGCCCGGAGAAGCCGCCCUACUCCUACAUCGCGCUGAUCGUGAUGGCCAUCCAGAGCUCGCCCUCCAAGCGGCUGACGCUGAGCGAGAUCUACCAGUUCCUGCAGUCGCGGUUCCCCUUCUUCCGCGGGGCCUACCAGGGCUGGAAGAACUCGGUCCGCCACAACCUCUCGCUCAACGAGUGCUUCAUCAAGCUGCCCAAGGGCCUGGGCCGCCCGGGCAAGGGCCACUACUGGACCAUCGACCCGGCCAGCGAGUUCAUGUUCGAGGAGGGCUCCUUCCGACGCCGCCCGCGGGGCUUCCGAAGGAAGUGCCAGGCCCUCAAGCCCAUGUACGGCAUGAUGAACCUCAACUUCAACCCCAUCCCCCCGGACUCCUACGGCUUCCAGGGGGGGCCUUGCCCGGGCAACGCCUUGGCCGGACUCGACGGGGGGCCCUUGGCCAUGAUGAACGUGGAGGGCAUGGGCCUGGCUGCUGCCCACUUGCCCUCCAACGGCGGGCACCACGCCUACAUGGGCAGCUGCGGGGGAGGCAACGGGGGCAACGGGGGCGGCUCGACGGCCGGGGACUAUGGGCACCACCACCACGAAGCCUCCGCCGUGCCAGCCUCGCCCCUCGGAGCGGUGAUGGAGCCCCACUCGGUCUACUCCGGCGGCCCUCCCUCCGCCUGGGGAGCCUCCGCCGGAGCCGCCUUGAACCCGGGCCCUCCGUCCUACAUCAAGCAGCAGCCCCUCUCGCCUUGCAACCCGGGAGGGAACCCGCUCUCCUCGGGGAUGGGCAGCCACUCCUUGGAGCAGCCCUACCUCCACCAGAACAGCCACAACCCAGCCGAGCUGCAAGGCAUCCGGUACCAUUCCCAAUCGCCCAGCAUGUGUGACCGGAAAGAGUUUGUCUUCUCCAUCAAUGCCAUGGCGUCAUCUUCGAUGCAUUCCGGAGGCAGCGGCUCUUACUACCACCAGCAAGUGACGUAUCAAGACAUCAAACCUUGCGUGAUGUGACAACAGCAGGGUUGGGGGGAGCCAAGCUUUCAUUGGGAGCAGCCACGUCUCUAGUGACCAAAGUGAAAACUAGGCAUGACUUCUUGCAACCUUCUGGAAGCCAAAAGACCUCCCUGGGAAGCUAGAGACUGAGAGUUGCUUAUGAGGUAUAUAAAUUUUGGAGGCAUCUACGGAAAGGAACGUUCUGGCCUCGGACAAACACGAAAGAGGAGCAGAGAUGGAUAGAGUGAGGGAGAACCAUGCCAAGCCAUGCUCUUUAUCUUGGGCCUCCUUACAUCUAGAACUGCAGUCUGAGAACACUUCCAAGAACUACUUUGGCGGCAUUGUCUUCUCUACUUUUACUUCAGGUUUCAACUCAGCGGUCUUUUCAGAGACAUCCUAAGCGCUUGACCAUUCCUAAUAAUAUAUUUUUGACCAUUUUAAACAAUCUUUUACCAAAACGAACCAUGGAUUCUUGGCUUUGAGAGACAAGGAUCUGCUGAACAAAGAAGGAACAAACAACUCCUGUACUCCUAAUGGCCAUGGGUUUCAAGAAAUGUCAAUCCCUUUGUCUCUGGGUUCCUUACUCAGUAAAAAGGAAUUGGUUUCAGGUUGUACCUUCUAGUGUUUGUGAGUGAAUAUUAAACUAUACAUAGUUCAUGGUAUAUUUACCUCUGAUUCAGGUCAAGAGAGCAAUCUCUCCAAAAUUCAGCGAGCGCUGAGACGUUUUCUCCACAUUUUGUUCCCCAAACUGUGUGUUGUAUUCCCAGACGAUCCGAAAAGUGGAAUGAAACACCCAUCGCACAUCCCACACACAACACAUACACAACACACACAUGAGGCCACCAUAGAACUGUGGAUGUGGGACCAGUUAGUAGCAGGAACCUUCCCCAUGAAGUCUUUUCCCAUUUUCCCCGUUUGAACUUCCCCGAGUCUUAUUUUAACUGUUAAGUACAAAAUUACAAAGAGAAGCACUUUGAGAAAUAGAGGUGAAAAUAAAACUUAAAAAAGAAAGGAUGAACAAGGCUCAUGCUUUUAUUUAUUCAAACAUUUUAAUAAAACACAACAGCGGCCUUGGUCAGUCAGUAUUAAAAUAGCAAACGUGUUGGCAAUAUUUGCCAUAGAGAGUUUGUGCGAAGUGACCAUUGCAAAUGUCCGACGGCGGCGAGGCGAAGCAGUUUCCCCUGUGUUUUUUAUAUAUAUAAUUAUAUAUAUAAAUAUAUAAAUAUAUAAAUAUGAUAAAUGAAGGACGCUUCUUUUUCUCUUUCCUCUCUGUUAUGCCCUUAUCCCACCCGCCUUUUGGACCUGACUGUACAGUUUGGGCGACACUCUUGUUUUCGAACUUCAUUGUACACUGUAUAAAAAGUGUAAUUAUGGCAGAUUGGGGAGAGGUCUAGACUCCCUAUUUUUUUGUGUGUGUGUACGUUUGUCCUUUUUUAAAAAAUGGAACGCAAAUAAUAAUAAUAAUAAAAAAUGUAUGGUAUUCGUACACAGCCUUCACAAAUUGUAUAAACCGUCAAUAAACCAGUGUGUGGCAUAGAAACCUGUGUAGUAGCAUGUUGGGAAUAAAAAUCCAAAGCGAAAGGAGACUAGUUGCCAUCUUAGGAUGUUUCCUAUGGACCAAGGCUGCCAGUUACUCCAACUGUACUAUGUUCUUGUGGUUUCCCAUUGUAGGAUAGGUGGAUCUAUCCUAGAUAGGAGUUUUGGAGACGUUUUGUUGGAGGUGUUUUGCUCCGUUCUUAUUUCUUUUCCCCCACUAUGACAAUGCAAGGGUAAAUCUCGGCGCAUGACUUCUCUGCAUGGUUCGCCAUGUGUUGAUAGGUCUUUAAAAAUGGUCAAACCCUAUACCAUU